AUGAAUCACUGGGCGGUCCAGCCAAACGCUUUCGCUGCCGGCGGAGAUUUGAGGAGCUCCGUCACCGUCGUGGAAAGAGAUCAGACUGUCGUUUGCCCAAAACCACGUCGUAUCGGUCUCCGUAACCACCCUGCCUUCUACGAACAGCACCAUCCUUCUCGCUCUCUGCGUUGUUACUUUAGCCACCAAGUGGAGCUAUGUGAAUCCAAGGCAGAGACUGAUAUCUUAGACAUCAUACUUACCAAGGAUGGUUAUGGUACGGAGCAAGUUCGUAGUACGCAGGCAAUAGACUCGCCGUCCCCGUUUUUAUGUGGGUCGCCGCCGAGCAGAGUCGCUAACCCGUUAACACAGGAUGCUCGAUUCCGAGACGAGAUCACACUGCUCUCUUCGCCGGUCCCGGCGCCGCUGGGCCAACCUCCGUCGUCAUCUCCUUCUUCUUCCUCGGGGAGGAAAGGAGGAUGUGUUGUUAGAGGCAAUUUUGGUAACAGCCCAGCGGUUAGGAUCGAAGGGUUUGAUUGCCUUGACAGGGACAGUAGAAACUGCAGCAUCCCUGCCUUGGCUUAG
This is a messenger RNA of Microthlaspi erraticum, 564 nucleotides long. The record is from the annotation of a GenBank genome assembly. Lineage: Eukaryota; Viridiplantae; Streptophyta; Magnoliopsida; Brassicales; Brassicaceae.